Caenorhabditis auriculariae is the source of this 2155-nucleotide messenger RNA. NCBI's taxonomy places the organism in Eukaryota, Metazoa, Nematoda, Chromadorea, Rhabditida, Rhabditidae. The record is from the annotation of a GenBank genome assembly.
AUGUGGGUGGCCGGUCGCGACGGACGUAAGAAACGGCCGGAUGACAGUCCUAUAGGUGCGGGACCACACAGCGCGCGCCUGCUCAGGCACAACAACGAAAGAAAAAACCGGCGGCAGCCGGUCGAGAGUGCCUGGAGAGCCAUAUCAUCUCUGCAUAAAGCACAUUUUCCUCCUACUUUCCCAGGCAGCUCAGUCAACGUUCCAUUCUUUGAUCGGUCAGAUUUGAGCUGGAAUCUGAGAAGGUUUUUUUUUGAGAAAGAGCGAAGUUUGAGCUGAGAAAAGUCAAUAGUGCAAACUUUUCUUUGCUCGCCUUUUUGAGAAAAAGCUGGUGAAGGUUUUUUGGCUAGGGAUAUUUUUUUUUCAAGUGGCCUAGAUACGAAAAAAUCUUUUAAGUUUGGUUCUACAUUUCCUCAAACUUCUUCCGGAGAACUGUGUUAUAUCAAUCUUCAUCAUUUUUCUGAUCAGUUCUUAAAGAAGAAAUGAUGAUCCUUGAUCUUCUGACUCAUUUGAAAACGUUUCUCAUCUGAGCGGCUUUCCUCCUUUUUUGCACCGAGAAGUGGAGCAUGAUAAGAUGAGAAGAUCGACCAAAUAUUUGUUGAUUGUGAAUGAUGGAGCGCAAAAAGCGCUUCUGAUCUGCACACAAGCCGCCUUUGUCGCCUUCCCAUUCAUUCUAUUCUAGGAUCAUUUUUACAAACAUUUAUGGAUUAUCGCAGAGUUCACCACGAGGGCUCUUCGUAUCGACGACGAUCGUCGUGGCGUUCAACCCCGACUUCCUCACGAAAAAUGAUCGUGUUUUCAAAGUUCAAUGCUUCUACAUGGAGAUGGUGCGUCGACUGCAGAAGGAAAUCGAAAUUAUGUUGGUUUUAAACUCAAUUUUUAAAGGGAAAGGUACAAUUUGAGGAUGCCUCAACCAACAAUGCACGCCAAGCAAUUGCCGAUGCCUGUGUGCAAGUAUGAAGUCCUCGACGGCUCUCCUACUGGACCUCCAGUUUAUUUUGCAACUGUCGGACAAAUGGUUUGAAUUUCCACAAAGCUUCCAGUUCUGGCUUCAAUCGCAGAUGAAUCUACCUUUUUGAUCACCUUAUUCAUUCUUUUAAAGGUUUAUCAUAAAUGGACUUGCGAGACGGAGCACGAAAACACCUUCUGCAUGUUAGUUCAUUCGUGUUUUGUUGACGAUGGCAACGGUCAAAGAGUCCAGCUUUUGAAUGAAAAAGGGUCAGUUCAACAAAAAAUCAGAAAAAUAAGCGUCUUCUGGGACAUUCUACCAAAUGCCUCAAUUAGCUUUCAAAGCAUUUAUUUGCAGUUGUGCUUUGGAUAAGUAUCUUCUGACGAACUUGGAAUAUCCGACUGAUUUGAUGGCGGGAAGAGAAGCCCACGUUUACAAGUACGCCGACCGCGACAACAUGUACUUCGACUGUCAGAUUUCGGUCACUGUCAAGGAACCGGGACUCGACUACUGUGAUGUGAGUUCCCAUUAGAAGAAUUUCGAAAAAACCUUAAAAAAAUAAUCUUCAAAACGGUUUCUUUCUCACUUCUAAAAGUUCGAAAAAUAGUUCGCAAAGUACUUUAUAUACAUCAAAAAAAGCAAAUUGAACUUUCUGAUAACUUGAAAAUGUCUAAAACACAUUGAAAAAGAGCUUUGAAUUCAAAUACUUUCAAAUCUAAAAAAUGAUCAAAACGAACUAAACUUUCUAGUUUCCAUUUUCUCACUUCUCUGAUGAGGAGCUUCUUUUGCAGGUUCCUUCUUGUCCGGACCCGCCCAGAAGACGGCGCUCGACAGACUACGAAAACGUAGAAUACGAUUUACACUAUAAUAUCACAGAGAGUAGGAUACGAACUCCAAGCAAAAAAUCCCUGUUAUUCUAAUCUUGCAGCCGAAGAAGAUGGAGUUAGCAGGAACUACAUAAUUCCAAACGACGACAUCAUUUACCUGAACUGGUUACAGAGGAACUUCGACAUGAGAAACGUGGGUUUACUUCACUUCUUCGGAAAAAUCAUUUUAUCGUGGGAAUAACGGAAAUUCCAGGCCAUGAUGUGUAUGACAGGAGCUGGAGCAACUCUACUCGCUUUCCUGAAUGCUUCACUUUUCAUCGUCUCUUUUGCUGGAAUCAUUUUCGCCUGCUGCAGUCGAUCGUCGAAGAAGACGCAGUACUGA